CUUCUUUUCGUCAUCAAAAAAAAAAAAAAAAAAAGCUACUCCCGACUUCAUCCAAUAAAAUAAAACGCAUAUAAAGGAUAUUUUUUUUUAAAAUACUUGGUAAGCAAUAGAAAAAAAAAAAAAUGUUGUGUGUUAUAUGUACAUGUAUAUGUUGGUGGGAUGGAAUGAACAAGGGUGGAAAGAUAAUAUAAAGUAUAUUAACUUGAAAAUAUAUUCAAGAUAAAAAGAGUUAAUUAAUGUCUGAAUCAACAACUGUACGAACUGAAAUUAAUCAAAAAACUAUAAAUACAGAAGAGGCUGAAAUGAAUAAUUCUAAACGUGCAGCUAGUUCAGAAAUUGAAGAUGGUAGAGAGACUAAGACGAUUAAACUAGAAAAAAUUGAAUCAACUACUUCUACAGAUGAAACUAUCAAUUCUGAUGCUCAAUCUGAAACUACAGUAAUAACUAGUAAUACUGAUACUGACUCUGUUACUAUCACGCAUCCUAUUUUGAAUACAGCUACUUCUAAUACUACUACUACUACUUUGGAAGCUCCUGAUACCAUUAUGAACGAUAUCAAGCCUAAAAAUAGAACUAUGGCUACUGCGGAUGAUAAUAUGAAUUCACCUGCCAACUUACCCGGAUCUCCUGAUUCUGAUAAACAAAGCAAUGAUAAUGUAACUCCAUCUGAACCCAACUACUCAGAGAACAAGAAUGAUGGGAAUAAAGAAAAGGGGCAAGAAAAAGAAGAAGAAGAAAGAUCACAGCAGUCCCAAAACUCUCAGCAAAUGAAAUCUAACGAGAAUGAGGGUACACAAACUAACACUGAGAAUGAUAGAAACCCUAUUCCCACUAAUAAUAAUAAUAAUAAUCAAUCACAAGUGAAUACCACACAUAUCUUAAGUAUCGCACAGGGUGCACAUCCUCCUCCACCUGGUUUGCAUUUAUUAACUGACCCUCAACAACAACAAUUACUUCAAUCUUAUGUGCAAGCACAAGGACAGGACCUUAGUAAUUUAACGGCCUCUUCUUUAGCACAAGCUAUGGUCUCUCCUAUCCCAGUACCUAGUCUUGCUUCUAACUUUUUUCAACAAUUUCAACAAUCAGGUAAUGUCAUCACUGCUUUACCAGGCCCGCCUCCACAAAUGUCCCAUCCAGCUCCUACUGCUUUACAGCCUAAUAAUGGAGCUCCAGCAGCAGUUGCAGUUGCAGCUGCACCUAACGGGCCUCUUACAGAGGAGGGAGCAAAGAGGCCUAAUACACGUAGUUUAUCAAAUGAUGAACGACGUCAACGUCGUCUAUUGAGGAAUCGUGUAGCAGCCAAAGAAUGCCGUAAAAAGAAGAAACAGCAUAUUCAAGAUAUGGAAGAAAAGAUUGUACGACUUGAAGAAGAAAACGCCAAAUUAGUAAAAGAAGUAGAAGAAUUAAAAGAAAAAUUAUCUUCAUUAAAUUCAAUGCAGGGAUCUGAAAGUUAUCGAUUAAUGAAGGAAGUAGAGGAAUUAAAUGCAAAGUUAGGUAUGGGAGGUCCUUUACCUUCGAGCCAUGUAUUGCCUGUCUUGACAGGUCAAUCAACAGAUGAUAAUAAACAAAUUCAGCAGCAUUCAGUAGAUACACCCUCUACUAACAAUCAUAGUCUUUCUUCUUCUUCUCCUCAUGAAAAUAAUAAAGAAAUGGCUGAAGCUAUUAAAGAAAGAGAACGUAUGAAAGUAAAUGAAACAACAGCAACAAUAGAAACUAUUAAUAAUAGUAAUGACACUGACACUACCAUGAACAAAGCCCCUAUAGUGAAUGAUGAUAAUUAUAGUAACAAAGAUGAAAACAUUGUUUCAUUAAAAAGCACGUCAACAACGCUUUUACCUAAUCCCCCAGAAAUUGAAGCAAGACAGCAGCAAUCAAACUCUAUUAUAAAUAAUAAUUUGGAGACAAAUACUACUACUCCAACAACAGUAGCAGCAGCAACAAUAGCAUCAUCAACUACAACAAAUUUCUAAUAUAUUUUAAUUAUUUUUUUUUCUAUAAUAAAAAAAAAAAAUAUCAAUAAUUUACUUUCGGAGUCCGUGAUAUGAUUUAUUUUUAC
This is a messenger RNA of Cokeromyces recurvatus, 2056 nucleotides long. RefSeq lists its product as uncharacterized. Gene Ontology annotation, cellular component: nucleus. The transcript has a single exon. The coding region runs from base 237 to 1970 and encodes 577 amino acids. Gene Ontology annotation, molecular function: DNA-binding transcription factor activity, RNA polymerase II-specific; RNA polymerase II cis-regulatory region sequence-specific DNA binding. Lineage: Eukaryota; Fungi; Mucoromycota; Mucoromycetes; Mucorales; Mucoraceae. Gene Ontology annotation, biological process: regulation of transcription by RNA polymerase II. The record is from RefSeq and is a predicted model, not a curated record.